GAAGCAGGGAGCGUCGAGCGCCCCGGCAAAGUAGGCUGCUUGCUGCCGCCGCUGCGAGUGGUACGCACGCACGCCUUCUCUCGCUGCCUGACCGGCGCCUUUCGACCGGCUUGCGAGUCUGACGGCGAGCCGCCGCGCGGCACACGGCGUCGCGCGCUUUUUCGGCCGUAGCACAACGACCGCUUCUUCUCACUUCACCCGAGAAAGAAAGAAAGAAGGAGGUGCUGCGCCGCGCGUUACACCUGGACCCGCGCCACGCGUGCAGUCCGUCUCGCCCGGCGCGUCAGGCACUGCGCACACCCCCGCCGGACCUUUCUGUCGUUCGACACGCGCUCGGCGACGGCGCCUCCAGCCAGCGUGGCCUACGGUAGAGGUGCGUGGUGACCGCCUUGCACCGGAGCCCCCGGCUGACAAAGCUGCGGCGACGCGGAACGACGGACGCAACUUCUCGAGAUCCCCCUUCGCGUGUUUCUCCGUGCGCAAAAGGCUCGCCGAAGGGCGUGUGAUCACCUCGAACCUUUCGUUGUAUUCCCUCGGGGGCGGACCACGGAUCGCGGCAGAGUGCGUGAAUAGGUGAGCGCGAGUGGUACACUAUCCGUGUGACGGUGACUAUCUGCGUCUCGCGAUAUUUGUGAACAUUUGACUGAACGUCGGGGUGCGUGCGCUGCUUAUCGCCAUCGUGCGAUAACUCCGGAGACUCUUUACACAGUUUCGCCUAACCAGCGUGGGAAUUGCAAGAAGCGCGCAACGCCCACUGCAGGGUUCUCGACUUCAAGCGGAACUCGGCACGGGCGUCAAGUUUCCACGUGAAGCUACAUCUUACGCCCGCGACUGCACAGCGUGCAAACACCGUCCAGCCCGGUUCCAGCCCUCGUUCUCGCCUGCUUGAAUCUUUGUGGCACAUCUGCCCUAUACCGUUCCCGGAAAGACCGCCAGAAAGCAACGUCCCGUACGUGGAGGCCCCACGCGAUGGAGUGUCGCUGCUUGUCAUGCGGCCACCGAUGACGUGAGGCGACCGCGACGAGGCUGACGCGUGCGUUCGGGACAGCGAUGGCGUCGUCGCCGCGACGAGCACGGUGGCCGCUGCUGCGGCUGCUCUCCCUCUGCGUCGGCGCCCUGCUGCUACCGGCCCGGCCGAGCAGGGCCUUCGACUGGGGUUCAUGCAACCAAACGCUGGGCAUGACCAGCGGCGAAAUCAAGGACGAAGACAUCUCGGCCAGCUCCACUCACAAUGCCGCCAGUGUUGGACCGCAGUUCGCCAGGCUUCUUCGGGAACUGAACGGCGGCGCCUGGUGUCCGGCGCCGCAGAUCUCUCCGCAGACGCACGAGUACCUGGAGGUGAACCUCCGGUCGGUGCACGUGCUCACCUCGCUGGCCACGCAGGGCCGCUUCGGCAACGGCCAGGGCCGCGAGUUCGCCGAGGAGUUCAUGGUGGAGUACUGGAGGCCCGGGCUGCACAAGUGGCUGCGCUACCGAAACAGGACACACCACGAGAUCUUCGAGGGCAACACCAACACGUACACGGAGGUGCGGCGCACCCUGGACCCGCCCGUGAUCGCCUCCAAGGUGCGCGUGGUGCCCUACAGCAGCAUCCUGCGCACGGUCUGCAUGCGCAUCGAGCUCUACGGCUGUCCCUGGACGCAGGGAAUCCUGUCCUACUCAAUACCGCAAGGUGAGCGCCGAGGCACGGACGUCGACCUGUCCGACGCAACCUACGACGGCAUCAAGGACGACAGCUACUUGCACGGCGGCCUCGGACAGCUCACCGACGGCGUCGCGGGCAGCGAAAACUUCAAGCUCGAUGUUUCGGGAUACGGCAAAGGGUACGAGUGGGUCGGCUGGCGCAACGACUCGCUGCACUCUCAGCCACUCGAGCUGGUCUUCGAGUUCGACACGGUGCGAAACUUCUCGGCCGUGUUCCUGCACUGCAACAACAUGCACACCCGCGACGUUCAGCCGUUUCGCGCGGCGCGACUCUCGUUCAGCGUGGGUGGAAAGCACUACCUGGGUGAACCGCAGCACUUCAACCUGAUGCCGGGUCUGUUCAACGAGAAGACACGCAACGUCACCAUCCGGCUGCACAACCACGUGGGUCGCUUCGUCAAGCUACAGCUUGAGUUCGCCGCCAAGUGGCUGCUCCUCAGCGAGGUCUCCUUUACCUCCGUACCCGCCGUGGGCAACUUCAGCGAGGAGGAGGCCCCCGCGGCGCCCCCAAUCGUGAGCACAGCCAUGAGCGAGGACCCCAUGUCCAAGCAGUACGUGGGACUGGUCAUCGGUGUGCUGGCCGCCGUCAUCCUGCUCCUGGUGCUGGUCAUAUUCAUCAUCGUGGCGCGCAACAGGCGCCGGAAGCACAGCACUCCACACGCCAUCCUCAAGCCACUCGACAGCCGCGUCACCAUCAACAUGAAGGAUCUUGCGUUAGCCUAUUCCCCCCAGUACGUGGCACGGGAAGCUAAUGGGAAUCUUUAUGGCCAGGUCGCCCUUGAGGACCCAGAUCCUGACAAGCUGCUGUACCAUGAACCCCAAGAUUUUAAGCCCAUCUACCCAGGAACCUACAGUAACGAAUCAACAACGUCCCGCGAGUACGCGGUGCCCGACAUGAACAAGAGCCCCGUGCUGGGCUCGCACAAGUCGUCACCGUUUCCGCAGACGAAGCCGCCGCCCCCGCCGGCCGCUGAACAGUAUUACGCUGCCACCGAUGUCGUCGUAAGCCUGCCCAAUAUACAGGGUGUGAGCGGCAACACCGUUUACUCUGUGCCGACGCUGGACCUGUCAUCGGCCGAGGAGAAUUCGGGAGGCGCCACACUGCCGCCCGUGCGGGAAGUGCCCCGGCACAGAAUCCGCUUCAUUGAGAAACUCGGCGAGGGGCAGUUCGGAGAGGUGCACCUGUGCGAGGCCGAGGGCAUUCCCGAGCUCGUGGACGUGCCGGUCAGUUUUGGCACCAAGACACUGGUCGCCGUGAAGACGCUACGCAAGAACGCCACCGAGCACGCGCGCGCCGAUUUCCUGAAGGAGGUGAAGAUAUUGUCCCGGCUUCGUGACCCCAACAUCGUGCACGUAUUGGGUGUGUGCACAAGGGACGAGCCGCUCACCAUGGUGGUCGAGUACAUGGAAAACGGAGACCUGCACCAGUUCCUGCAACACCACCUGCCCGACACGUUUGCACCACCUAUCGCCAACAACGUGCUCAGCUACGGAAGCCUCAUCUACAUGGCGACACAGAUAGCAUCAGGAAUGAAGUACUUGGAGUCACUCAACUUCGUACAUCGGGACCUGGCGACGCGCAACUGUCUGGUCGGCAACGCGUUCACCAUAAAGAUAGCCGAUUUCGGCAUGAGUCGGCAGCUGUACGCCUGUGACUACUAUCGUAUCGAAGGCCGUGCCAUGCUGCCGAUCCGAUGGAUGGCCUGGGAAAGCGUACUCAUGGGCACCUUCACGACCAAGAGCGACGUUUGGGCAUUCGCCGUCACCCUGUGGGAGAUUCUGACAUUUGCACGCCAGCAGCCGUUCGCCUCCCUGAGUGAUGAGCAGGUUAUCGAGAACGUGAGCCAUUUCUACCACAACGACGGCCUGCAGACGCACUUGCCACAGCCGCCAAAUUGCCCCCGUGAGAUCUACGACCUGAUGCGCGAGUGCUGGCAGCGCAACGACUCGGAGAGGCCAAACUUUAGGGAAAUCCACCUCUUCCUCCAGAGGAAGAACCUCGGAUACACCCCAGAGUCGUGAACGGUCGCCCGCUUACCUGGCCUCGCCCCGUCGCGCGCCGCAGGCACCGGCAUCGCGUCACGGCGCAAGCAGGCCCGUCGUACCCCAAGAAACCCUUCCUUCGUGGACCGUUUGUCUCCGACUCCCUGCAGACAUCGCGUUUCUCGCGAGCAAGCGCCAUUUUCACCGUGAUUGUGGGACGUCGCAAAUGUGUACUUUCUCACGAGACGCCGUGCGCAAAUCACGCUGGCACGAAUCCGAGAACGGAAAAGCACGAAGAUUCGGCGCCAGAAACAUUGUCGCUAAGCAAGCUUUUGUGUCGCCAGAUCUUUGCGGAUAUUCAUCACUCGCGAUCGGAAGGGGGUUACCAUGCCCGUGGACUCCAUGAAUUGAGGUGGCUAAUGCAGGCAAGAUCGAGUGCCCGCGGAGGCUGAUGAGCUUAUAUUUGGGCUUAGCAGCAUGCACGUGCUCGAUAACCUGCCUACUACACGGAUUUGUAAAAUGCCCGAAUACCCUGAUUCCCUGAAGGCAAGUGUGCUCUGCUGAACUUUCCGAUGUGGAUUCUCGACGAAGAAGAAGCAAGAAGGCACCACUUCGCCAGCUUGGAAUUGAGCUCCGUGCCUGCACUGAGCCACAGGCGCCUUGGUGGCAGUCUGUUGACACGAAGUCCCUCGCCGCUUCCCCAUUUGUGCCAUGAGACUUUUCCCCUCCCUCCUCCCCUUGUGACUCUACUGGGCACGUGAACUGCUUACCUUCCUUUGUACAUACGACCAACCAAAGUAUAGUAAUGCCUACGUGAAGCACUCCAGAAGAGGACGCAUUGCGUCGUAUAAAUACACUCUGCCCAGGCUGUAAUAUUUGAGUGGAUUUUGAUGUGCACGUACUUAUAGAUACACCAUGCUUUUGUGUUGUUGGUAAACACUUUGUCAAGUGCAACUAGUGUCACUAAAAGCUAGUUCCUUUAUUCUGCAAUGGAAUUGUUGUGUGAGUUGCCAUACACAUCUAGCUUUGGAAUGCAUCUUGAUGAAAUACUUUGUAUAUGCUUGAUCAAGGCACGAUGCAUGUUAAAAAUGAAACUGUCUUUAUCCAGUAAUCUGCUUGUCUUGUUAUUCUCUUGUACCUAUGUCUGUGAAAAAACAUGGUAAAGGUUGAGCAACUCAUUGUCAUGCCAUUUGUUGGCCUGCUUCGGACAACAACUGAGGUCACAUUUACUUUCUUUUUUGCCCAUCUUCCAUGUGAUAACGUGCUCAACCCCUGUACAGAUUUUUCCUCGAGACCAUGGCAAUAUUUCAGACUUGACUAAUCUGCCCUUAUUUAUAUACAUGAUUGUGAAAGUCUGACGAUAUAUCUAGCGAGGACAAAUGGCCUCAUGUUUGAAAAACCAAGCGAUGCAGAACUGAGGAGACCAUGUUGUAUGAAAUAAAGUGUUGUAGGUUCACCUGUAGACAAUACAAUUCCUGAUGAAGCUGUGUGCGAGAAAGCAAUACGAGUUUUAAUUAUUAUUUGCAGUAUUGCUUCAACUUUCAAUAUCGAUGGAUCUACGAUAAAUGUGGCCACCUAAGGAGUCAUUCUCCUUAACGAAAACAAACGUAGAUUUAAAGCUAGCCAGUCCCUCCUGUUUACUGUUAUUUUUAUGUUUGCCCUUCCACAUCAAAAUUUACUAUUACUGUUUCAGAUGUUUUAAUGAUUGUGACUCGAGCCAGAAAGGUUAGUUUUUGCUUCCUUGUUUUCCUGCCUCCAAUACCAUUCUGCACAAGCGCAGUUGUCAGUUGUUGAAAUUAUGUAACAAGACCAGAAGAGAAAAAAAUUCUGCCUCCAUGA
Messenger RNA from Dermacentor albipictus, 5526 nucleotides. The record is from RefSeq and is a predicted model, not a curated record. Lineage: Eukaryota; Metazoa; Arthropoda; Arachnida; Ixodida; Ixodidae.